CUGCUAUCACGUUCACAUCCCCUCCUUAUCAUUAGCUACCUUUGGCAGGUGAAUCGAUCUGAAGCUCCAUCGCCUUCACUAGGCAGCAAGCAGCAAGCUGCAAGUCCAGCCCAGAUCAAGUUUCCACCAAUUUGUGGCUAGAGACUGCGGUGUCAAGCCGCACGGCUCGGAGAGAGUUGGAGUAGGAGCAGUACUGCACAACAAGGAGGGUCAAAAUCAAAAUUGAUGCUUUCUAGUGUUUGCGUAAUACUAUAGGUAGGUGAGUGAUCUCAAUUUGUUCGGUACUACGUACACAUGUCGAUGCCACUUCAUUCAUUAGCUACCUGGGGAAUUGGGGAUUUGGAUCUAGCUAGUAGCAGCAAGUAGGCUCAUACCGACACAUGCAUGAGUAUGGUUUUGUUUCCAUGUUAAAAACGUACGUAGUGACCUGAUUGGAACGCUCAUGUCCCUUCUCUGAAAGUGCCUGAUGACCUGAUAGACCCAUCCCUUCCUCCUCCCUUCAGUAGGCAGGUCAAGCUGAAGCUCCAUCGCCUUGGCUGGGCAUCAAGCGGCAAGAGGCUUGUCCAGACAGUCUUCUCGCUAGCUGCAAUUUGAGAAGCUGCUGCUUUCAGGGAUCUGCCGUCUCUGGCAGAUCAAUUACCACUAGACACUGGGGUGUCAGGCAGCACGGGCUCGAGAAGAGUUCGAGUCUGUACAAGUGCACAACAAGGGAGGGCCAAAAUCAAAACUACUGCCUUCUUUUCGCAUAAUAUGUAAUGACAUAUAUACUGACUACAAAUGGAGCACAAAGCUACCACUGCGCGAAGUGAUCUAGAGCAUAUACUAGUCGAUGAAACCGCAGAACCCACGGCCCUGCCAUUAUCACUUUUGAAGGACAUCACAGGUGAUUUCUCUGACGAUCAGGAGAUUGGACGUGGUGGAUUUGCAGUGGUUUAUAAGGGAAUAUUUGGCGAUAAGGUGAUCGCCGUGAAGAAGCUGUCCAACGCUUAUAUGCAUGAAAUGGAAUUUGACCGAGAGAUUGAAUGCCUAAUGCGGGCAAAGCACAAAAAUGUAGUAAGAUUUCUGGGAUAUUGUGAUGACACACAAAGAAGUAGGGAAAGAUUCAAUGGAAAACAUGUCAUGGCAGAGAUUCACCAAAGAUUGCUUUGCUUCGAAUAUGUACGUAAAGAGAGUCUUGAUAAGUAUAUCAACGGUGCAUAUCAUGAGUGGGGAACGUGCUAUAAAAUAAUCAAAGGGAUCUGUGAGGGUCUACAGUACCUUCACGAUAAUCAUAUUAUUCACCUGGAUCUGAAACCCGCCAAUAUACUGCUCGACGAUAACAUGGAACCGAAAAUUACUGAUUUCGGCCUAUCAAGAUGCUUUAAUGAAAAUCAAAGCCGGGAUAUUACCAAAACUAUAUUAGGAACAAUAGGAUAUUUGGCACCAGAAAUUCGCGAAGGAGGUGUAAUUGCACGCAGCGCUGACUUGUAUAGUGUUGGUGUCAUUAUCCUGGAAAUACUGACCGGGCAGAAGGGGUAUCAAGAUAUUGGGGAUAUGAAUCGGCAAUGGAUGUACGGUAACCGACUCUCCGGCGAG
Messenger RNA from Triticum dicoccoides, 1575 nucleotides. RefSeq names its product cysteine-rich receptor-like protein kinase 28. The annotation marks the transcript as partial. Lineage: Eukaryota; Viridiplantae; Streptophyta; Magnoliopsida; Poales; Poaceae. The record is from RefSeq and is a predicted model, not a curated record. Gene Ontology annotation, molecular function: protein kinase activity; ATP binding. The transcript is spliced from 8 exons. Gene Ontology annotation, biological process: protein phosphorylation.